Medicago truncatula (barrel medic) is the source of this 1408-nucleotide messenger RNA. RefSeq names its product apoptosis-inducing factor homolog A. The record is from RefSeq and is a predicted model, not a curated record. Gene Ontology annotation, molecular function: flavin adenine dinucleotide binding; electron-transferring-flavoprotein dehydrogenase activity. The transcript has 4 exons. NCBI's taxonomy places the organism in Eukaryota, Viridiplantae, Streptophyta, Magnoliopsida, Fabales, Fabaceae. The coding region runs from base 90 to 1172 and encodes 360 amino acids. Gene Ontology annotation, cellular component: cytoplasm.
AUCUUAUUGUGACAAUAGAACAAUCAUUACAAACUUAAUAUUUCAACUUUGAUCAAAGGAAGAAGCUUAAUUACAAAGAUAAAAUAAAAAUGGUGGAAAAGAAAGUUGUGAUUAUAGGAGGUGGUGUUGCUGGUGCUGUCCUUGCUAAAACUAUACAACAUCAUGCUAAUGUCACUCUUAUUGAUCUGAAGGAGUAUUUUGAGAUUCCAUGGGCAAGUUUGAGGGCAAUGGUGGAGCCAUCCUUUGCAGAAAGGACAGUAAUCAACCAUAGAGAAUAUUUCACAAAAGGUGACCUUGUUAUAUCAAGUGCCAUCAACAUAACUGAAUCUGAAGUCUUCACGGCUGAUGGCCGUGAAUUUGCCUAUGAUUAUCUUGUUAUCGCAACUGGUCACACAGAAUCUAUCCCUAAAACAAGGACUGAAAGACUUGACCAAUACAAAGGAGAAAAUACGAAGAUAAAAUCUGCACGUUCGGUUCUGAUUGUUGGUGGAGGUCCAACUGGUGUUGAGCUAGCAGCAGAGAUUGCUGUUGAUUUUCCUGACAAAAAAGUUACAAUAGUGCAUAAAGGAUCAAGAUUGCUAGAAUAUAUUGGACCAAAAGCUUCAAGAAAGACAUUAAAAUGGCUUAAAUCAAGGAAAGUUGAUGUAAAACUCGAACAAUCAGUUGACUUAGAUUCCUUCACAAAUGAAAAUAGGACAUAUCAAACUUCAGUUGGAGAGAGUAUAGAAGCAGAUACACAUUUUCUAUGUAUAGGGAAACCACUAUCCACAGCAUGGCUAGGUGAAACUUUAUUGAAAGAUGAUUUGGAUGGUCAUGGAAGGAUCCAAGUUGAUGAAUACUUGAGAGUGAAGGGAAGGAACAACGUUUUCGCUAUUGGAGACAUUACAGAUAUUCAAGAAAUAAAACAAGGAGUGUAUGCACAAGGUCAUGCUCAAUUAGUUGCCAAGAAUCUGAAGCUAUUGAUAGAAGGAGGAGCGAAAGAACGUAAAUUAGGUACUUACAAGGCACAACCAGCCAUAUCUAUUGUUUCACUUGGAAGAAAACAUGGUGUUGCACAAUUUCCUUUCAUGACAAUUGUUGGAAGGCUUCCUGGUAUGAUCAAAUCAGGAGAUUUGUUUGUUGGGAAAACAAGAAAGGGAUUAGGACUUGAACCUAAUGUUAAAAAAUCUUAAUUUGAUAUUGUGUGCAUAUGAUUAUUCAACUCAUUUUUCCUGGUUAUUAUUUGUGUAUGUGUGUGUUCAUCUUGUGUUUUCUUUCAGAUUGUAUUCCAUUGAAUUCCAAUGUACCUGCAGUUGUAUUUGUUUAUCAUUUUGAAUUUUGUAAGUUUUGUGAAUGGAGGCUUUUGUAAGUGAUGUAUAUUUACCUUUACAUAAUAGAUGAUUUGAAUUAUUCCUUUUUUGGGCUGAAA